Messenger RNA from Cutaneotrichosporon oleaginosum, 2659 nucleotides. RefSeq lists its product as uncharacterized. NCBI's taxonomy places the organism in Eukaryota, Fungi, Basidiomycota, Tremellomycetes, Trichosporonales, Trichosporonaceae. The record is from RefSeq and is a predicted model, not a curated record.
AUGCGAUUCUACCUCGCUCUUGCUUUUAUCACCACCGUUUCCGCCAAAGUCUGCGCACCUGAAGGCUGCCUUCCAGGCAUCUCCAAUUCUCAGCUUCUCGCCGGCGACGGCACAACAUUCCUCACACCGGGUGUCCACCGUCUUGCUCUCGACCCCGUCCCGCUGGUGAACCAGACCAUCCUGACGACUUCAGACAGUGUGACGGUCUUCGCACCGUCCCAACCUCUCACUUUCCCACGGCUUUUUUACGCUGGUAUACCGGGUGCGGACGCGUGGGAAAGCCUCUACCUCCCACCUGGGUGGUAUGCGUCGAUAGGGAAGUAUGCGCUCUGGGGCGCCGUGCCGGACCGCGCCGCGCUGGUCGCUGGCGACUACGACAUUGAUGGGUUUGGCAACGCUCUAUGCUUCCCGCCGUGCUCUCACGGCACAUGCGUCUCCACAACAGACGACGGUGCCAGAUGUGUCUGCGACUCCGGGUGGAGUGGCGCUGCCUGUGACGAUUGCACCGAGAACCACCAUGGACCUACUUGCCAACCCUGCCGUGACAACUGCACACGCUGCGACGACGGUCUGGGUGGAUCGGGAUACUGUCGCGGUUCGGUAGGGCCGGAAGCAUGCAAUUGCGCUCACGGCUCAUGUGACCCAGAUGGCAAGUGCACCUGUGCAGCCGGGUGGCACACUAUCCCAUCUGAGAGUAUACAAUGCAACACUUGCGCUCCAGGCUUCUACCUCACCACAGAGGGCGACUGUGCCGCCUGCCCAGCGGGCUGCACAGCCUGUGCGCUCUCCAGCACGGCCUCGGAGGCAGAAUGCACGUCCUGCGCACCGAACAUGAACCUGAGCUCCGCCGUUCCCGCACGAUGCGAAGCCCUCUCCCCCUGCGCCGCACGAGAGUACUACGACCUCUCCACCGGCUCCUGCCUCCCCUGCUCGGAGAUCUGCGAGUCAUGUACCGGCCCAACCUUCAACGAAUGCACGACGUGCGCGCUACCCCGAGCAAUGCUGCGCGGCCGAUGCGAAUACAUGGCCGCCACGACCGGCGUGUGCGACAGCAGCCUCACAUCACUUGACGGCACGUUUGUGCGGUCCGCCGAAAAGGGGGUUUGCGACUCCUGCCCCACCUCAUGCAAGAGCUGCCACUUACCCGAGUGGAAUGUCGCCGAGCCGUGGAGCCGCAUCGCAUGCACGGCGUGUCACGACGGGUUCGUUCUCCAAGAUAACCGGUGUCUGAGCGAGUGCUCACCGGGCACGUUCUGGUCCUCGACAGCCAACGGCACGGCGUGCCAGCCCUGUGACGCCAGUUGCGCCGCCUGCAUCGGCACCGCAACGCACUGCACAUCCUGCCCCUCCGGCGCGGCGUGGAACGGCACCUGCGUCGCCGCGUGCCCAGAGGCCACGCUGCUUGUCAACGGCACCUGCCUCGCGUGCCACCCGGACUGUGCGACGUGCACAUCCCCCGCCGCCAACAGCUGCCUCACAUGCCCGCCACACCGCCCCGUCCUCGCAACCGGCCGCUGCGUGCCCUUCUGUGCUGCCGGCACCGUUGUCGACUCGGACGCGGGCACCUGCCGCCCCUGCGCGGCGCACUGUACAUCGUGCCUCCCCGAAAGCUGCACGGCAUGCGCGGACGGCUUCGUCCUGGCCGGAGGCGAGUGCUCGCGCGCUACAUGCGACGGGCCGUAUGCCCCAGACCUCGGUGUAUGCCUCUCCGCCCUCGUCGCCUCUACGACGGAGCGCAAAAGUCGGGCCUGGGCUGCGGGCGUCGGCGCCGGCGUAGGCGUGACCGGCGCCCUUGCCCUCGCUGUCGCACUCUAUAUCCGUCGCGAGCGCCGCCGUACGCGCGCCGCAACGGCCGCAUUCGCGCGCCAGAUGGACGAGCAGGGUGUGCGGGCCCGCCUCGCCCGCUUGUUCGGGUACAAUGCCCCGCGCGGCGCGCGCUUGCGUGAGCUCGUCCUCCGUCCGCGCGCGGCGCGGCCGCGCGAGCAGGAUCAGACCCCACGCGCAAAGAUCUCAGUCUUGCACGAGCAGUGGAUGUCCCCGCCCCCGCCGUAUGCGCCGCCGACGCGCCCCGCGUCCCCAGACUUUGUCGACAUCCCCCUCGAGCCGCUCAGCCUCCCACCCCCGCCCCGCGCGUCGCCCGGCCGCAUCCGCAUCCCCGACCUCAACUCCACCGUACGCGCUGGCUUUGCCGAUGCCGUGCCUCUCUCGCCCGAGGCAGUCCGGGAGCUGGGCGAGCUGUGGCCCCACCUCGGGCGGCGAUACAGCCACAGCAAUGUGUAGAACGGAUUAGCACAUGUCGCAUUAUGAAGUUACAGGAAACAAUGUGCAGUCACUCUGCACCCACGUCUUCAGCCCACUCGAGCAUGGCUGUUGAAGGGAAGCCUUCGAAGAGAGCGUUGGUCUGGGAAGGGUCAAUAAAGUGUACAAGUAGUGAACCCGGACAUACCUUGCCCAACUCGAGCACCGCGUCGGACACGCCGUUGUCCAGGGAUGCGAGUUGAUCGCGUUUCGCGUGCACGCGCUUCAGGCGUUCGCCGCACUCCUUUGUGAGCUGCUGUCAGCUAUCCGUUUCCACAAGGGUACUCACCGAGAGGUAUUCCUCGCGCAGCAUGCGCCACGACUCAUCGUAUACGCCGAGGUUGCACGCCGUACUCAGCAC